Triticum turgidum subsp. durum (durum wheat) is the source of this 1362-nucleotide messenger RNA. Lineage: Eukaryota; Viridiplantae; Streptophyta; Magnoliopsida; Poales; Poaceae. The record is from the annotation of a GenBank genome assembly.
AUGUGGUGGGAGGAGGUGAGGAGGAGGGAACGCGGGGAGCUGCGCGCCCGGCGCUUCGAGGCCCUCGCCCGCUCGCGCCGCGCCGCCUCGCUCGCGCUCUCCAACCGCAAGGAAAUCACGACCCCGCACCUCGGCGCCGUCAACUCCCUCCAGGUUGAUUUGACAGAGGGGAGGUACCUGCUCUCGGGGGCGUCGGACGGGUCGGCCGCCGUCUUCGAUUUGAAGGACGCGACGGAAUACGAGGCCGGGUUCAUAGCCAAGCACAGGAGCAUUCUGCUUGUGGACAAGCAGCAUCAGCAUGGCCACAAGUUCACCGUCUCCAAGGCCAUCUGGUAUCCUGUGGACACCGGGCUGUUCGUCACGGCCUCCUUCGAUAACUAUGUCAAAGUGUGGGAUACCAAUUCGACUCAAAUGGUCAUGGAUUUUAAGAUGCCCGGAAAAGUGUACAGUGCUGCAAUGUCUCCGAUUGCAACAACGCAUAUGCUCAUCGCUACCGGAAGCGCAGACGUUCAGGUCCGUUUGUGUGAUAUUGCUUCCGGGGCCUUUACUCACACGUUGUCCGGUCAUCUUGAUGGUAUCAUGUCUUUGGAGUGGUCUACCUCAAGCGAGUGGAUCCUAAUGAGUGGUGGCUGCGACGGGGCGAUACGUUUUUGGGACAUAAGACGAGCUGGAUGCUUCCUUGUCCUUGAUCAGUUACGGUCUCAGCUAGGAAGACGGCCUCCCAUUCUUGAUGGCACCACCGACAACCAGCAUCAGAAGAACUUAGGACGUUCAUCUUCAUCAAAGAGUUACUCGGUUCAGCAGAGGACAGGCAAUCAUAAGAAGCAGUCCAAAGCACUACGCAAAAGUCUAACCAUGGUACGUGGACAUACGCAACAGAAAGUGCAUCCCGGUAUGUCAUCCAGUCAAAAUCAUAAAACAGCUCAUUAUGGUGCUGUUACAGGAUUAAGAACAACAACAGAUGGGAUGCACCUUCUUAGCUCAGGAUCUGAUUCUCGUUUAAGACUCUGGGAUAUCGAUUCAGGCUGCAAUACUUUGGUCAAUUUUGAAGCCAUGCGAUUGCAAACUAGCAAGCCACUACAACUAGCUGUCACUGAUGAUCCAUCACUUGUGUUCAUUCCAUGCAUGUCAAGCAUCAAGGCAUACAAUACAUGGUCUGGUACGACAUUUCAAACAUUCCGUGGGCAUUAUGACCAUGUAAAUUGCUGCUACUAUAACUCACAAGACCAAGAACUCUAUACUGGUAGCAAUGAUCGACAAAUUCUUGUGUGGUCUCCAUCGACUCCUGCUUUGACUGAAAUGGAAGACGAUGACAAGCGGCAAGAAGGUUUUGCAGCUGAUGAGGAUAACUGGAGUGACUGA